Caenorhabditis auriculariae is the source of this 3223-nucleotide messenger RNA. The record is from the annotation of a GenBank genome assembly. Lineage: Eukaryota; Metazoa; Nematoda; Chromadorea; Rhabditida; Rhabditidae.
AUGUCGGCGUGUAGUGCAUCGCCCAAGAAAGGUUGAAAAAUGACGUUUGCUCUCUUAAACUUGACAUUGGGUCAGACGUGACAGAGGUCGUUGGAAGAGAGGAGAAACCUUCGGAGAAGUGCGUAGAAGGCCGUGAGAGCGGAUCCAAGGCCCAGGACCUCGCCCAUAUCCUCAUGCAAAACUAUUCUAGGUAAGCUUUCAUUCGAUAAUUUAACCGAUAAAAAAGGAAAAAGCUUUUUAUCGAUCAAAGAAAAGUCAAUGAAAUUCAAGAUAAUCGAACGGAAAGAAUAAAAAAAAGGAAGCUGAAGUUGGCUUUUUGGCCCAGCCUAAACGCGGAUGGCGCAGAACAAGUCAUUUGGCUUUUUGGCGAGCUCGCAAGCACAGUUCUCUCAUUUCACGAUAAUUAAUUGCAUUUCGAAAUUCGGUGUGAAUAUUACAGAAACGCGCUUCCGGAGCCUGCUCCGGUGAACGUCCUCGUUGAGAUCACAAUCCAAGAUAUUUCUGAUAUAUCUGCUAUCACUGGAACUUUUGUGAUUGAUUUUUGGAUCAGUGCGAUUUGGUUGGAUAAAAGGUAAAAACCUUUUUUUUGGCAUAACCAGCAGUCAAUUCAGGUUAGCAUUCGGCCAUCUGGACCCAUGUCGACGCAACUUAUCUCUGGACCACGACAUGGAACCCAAACUCUGGUCUCCAAACGUCUGUAUCGUCAACUCCAAAUCCACAAAGGUAUGUCGAUCAUGCCUGAAACGUUUCUUUUCUCCAAGCUGACCCGAAGAAAGUCAGGUUCACGACUCGCCGAAGCCCAACAUACUGCUCAUGAUUUUCCCCAACGGCACUAUUUGGCUCAACUACCGAAUUCGAUCUGAAGGUUUUUCACUCUUUAAAUAUAUUAAAAUUUUUUGACAGUUAAAAUUAUUAUUUUUCGAAAGGCAGUCGUUGGAGGAAUUACAUUUUUUUCAUCUUUCGGCUGCAUCAAAACUUAAAAAAAUGUCUUGGAUUUGUUGAAUCAAUAGUAAAAAAAUGGCUGUAGGAACGGCGAUUUCCCUCUUUAAAAAAACUACAGAGACAAACAAAAAGUUUAUAGAGGCGAACAUUGAAAUAAAUUAAAAAGAAACGUUUUUUUCAGAGAUUUUUAAAUUGUGUUAAGUUUUCAGAAACCCUAAAAAAAUAUUCAAUCACUGUUUUUGAUUUAAAAAAAGAUCAAGCUCGCAAAAAUAAGAGAAGGGUAAAAUUCUAAACACACCUCAAAAAAAGAAGUUAUAGUCAAUGUUUCCCGACUUGAAAGGCGAGGGAGGCGGGGAAAGGGGCGGGGCGCGUAGCGUGUGCGUUCGCGGUUCUUGGCACGAGUUCAAUUCAACGGCCAGCGAGCAUUCAGAGAGCUCAUUUAUCGCUCUUUUUACUUCUUUUUUAAUUAUUUAUUGAUUAUGUUAAUUUUUGCAUCAAAAAGUAGUAGAAAAUACAGAGAAAGAGCGGUCGCCGAGCUUUUUACAUAGUCGGCGGCGAUUGAAUUGAACUGGCGCCAAGAACCGCGUGCGCACACGCUACGCGUCCCGCCCCUUGCCCCGCCUUCCUCCCCUUUCAAGUCGGGAAACAUCGACUAUAUCAAACGUUCCCGGAAUUUUCAGCACCGUGCCAGAUGAACUUGAGAAGUUUUCCCCUGGACAGCAUCAAAUGCUCUCUGGUUCUCGAGAGCUACUCUUACAACGCGGCCGAGGUGUCCCUCCAGUGGCUCGAGUGGUCUCCUGUCAGCACCAUCCGAGCUGACUACAACCUCCCCGACUUCAAGCUCACGAACGUCACCUACGGCAACGUCACUGAGGUUUUCUCUUUUUUCGUAGCAGGACGAAUGGGCAUCAUGUGUCAAUUGCAAGUAUUCAUUCUAGAUUUACACGGCCGGCAUCUGGCACAGACUCUCCGUUUCUAUUUAUUUCGAACGUCUUUACGGGUUCUACAUACUGCAAGUGAGUACUUAAGGGUUUUUCUUUCCUUAUUUGGACUUCAAGAUGUACCUUCCCACUUACAUAUCAGUUUUCAUCUCAUGGAUCGCCUUCUGGAUGGAUACGAGGUUUCUGGGAUUUUUAUUUUUAUCAAAAUGCCUUCGUCACCAGAGCUUUGCCAGCGAGGAUAACUUUGUCUGUUUCGUCUUUGAUGGCUUUGACGUUUCAAUUUGGAAACAUCGUCAAGUCACUUCCCAAGGUUUUGAUCAAGAUUUACCAGUUAAACCCAUUUUUUUUUCUUUGAAGGCUUCCUACGUCAAAGCAAUCGACAUUUGGAUGUUCAGCUGUGUUGGGUAAGCAAGCAGCAGCGUUCAGGAAGAAGAAAACUGAGAUAUUUCCAAAUUUAACGCACUGGAAGGCUCCACAUGAGGUCCUCGCGUUUUUGGAAAACAGAGCUAUCAACUUGACUAAACCAAAAAAAGUUUUCCGAAAAUGCAGAAAUAAAAUAAAUAAUAAUCGUGUCAAGAGAAUCCUUGGGAAUAUUUACUCUUUUUUUUUUACAAAAUUCGCAGACAGCGAAAAAUCAAAUAAAACCUACACACUGACUGAUUGAAAUAAAUAUUUAUGAUUAAAAUUGGUAAAGUUGUUUGAAGAUUUGGAGAAAAAAAAGUCUCUGAGACAUUCUCAUACAACAUCCUUAAAAAGGUGAGGUAAAAGGAUUAGAGAAUCAAAAGAAAAUAAUCGAUUGAGCAGGAAUUACAAAUAUGCUUCUGCUCUGAUUGCUCUUUCCGAAAACUGAAAACGGGCAUCUGCAUUGGCGAGAAAAGCGACAAAUCUGUUACAGAUUCAUUUUUUGCUCUCUGAUCGAGCUCGCAAUCGUGGCCUACAACGACAAGAUGGAGGACCAGCGAAUGCGCGGGUCUCGUCACUCGCUGAGCAACGCGUUCGUCAACGGUUCUACCCCGAUGCCGUACUCCUCUCGGAGGUUUCUCUCUCAAGAGAAUUGCAUCAACAUUACCAGCAGGAACGUUAUGGAAAACGCCAGGAAACCGCGUCUUGCCGACCUGAGCGCCUCUCUUGAUCGGGUCGCCAGCAUGGCUUUUCCGGCGGUAUUUUUCUCUUUUUGCUAGCGCUGUAAUUAUAUUCAAGAUGUCAGAAAACGAAAAGUGAAACUUAUGUAUUUGCUUCAUCGCGUUUUUCUUUCUCGAAAUAAAUUUCCUUUUCAGGCUUUCGCUGUGUUCAACCUCGCUUACUGGACUUAUUACCUCACCAGCAGCACUGACCUCUGA